Molecule: messenger RNA, 2816 nt
Organism: Molossus molossus (Pallas's mastiff bat)
Lineage: Eukaryota; Metazoa; Chordata; Mammalia; Chiroptera; Molossidae
Gene: ZDHHC3
Product: zinc finger DHHC-type palmitoyltransferase 3
Exons: 7
Coding region: 189-1178 (329 amino acids)
Biological process (GO): peptidyl-L-cysteine S-palmitoylation; protein targeting to membrane
Cellular component (GO): endoplasmic reticulum; Golgi apparatus
Molecular function (GO): protein-cysteine S-palmitoyltransferase activity
Source: RefSeq, a predicted model, not a curated record
CGGGUGUCUGGCCGAGUCCAGGGAGCCGCGGCGCCUUGUGCCCGGGAGCCAUCGCUGCAGCCCGAGGCCGGGUCCCAGGUCGGGGACUGCAGGGGGAGGCGACGGCGGCUGCGGCGGGAGCCUCGCUAGGGGCCUGGGACUGGGGAACUGCCUCCGACUUCACGAUGCCAGUAUGGACAGACUAGUUUAUGAUGCUUAUCCCCACCCACCACUUCCGAGACAUUGAGCGGAAGCCAGAAUACCUCCAGCCGGAAAAGUGCAUCCCACCUCCCUAUCCUGGUCCUGUGGGAACCAUGUGGUUUAUCCGCGACGGCUGUGGCAUCGCCUGUGCCAUUGUCACCUGGUUUCUGGUCCUCUAUGCGGAGUUUGUGGUCCUCUUUGUCAUGCUGAUUCCAUCUCGAGACUACGUGUACAGCGUCAUCAAUGGAAUUCUGUUCAACCUGCUGGCUUUCUUGGCCCUGGCUUCCCACUGCCGGGCCAUGCUGACAGACCCCGGCGCAGUGCCCAAAGGAAAUGCCACUAAAGAAUUCAUCGAGAGUUUGCAGCUGAAGCCCGGCCAGGUGGUGUACAAGUGCCCCAAGUGCUGCAGCAUCAAGCCCGACCGAGCGCACCACUGCAGUGUUUGUAAGCGGUGCAUUCGGAAGAUGGACCACCACUGUCCCUGGGUCAAUAACUGUGUGGGCGAGAACAACCAGAAGUACUUCGUCCUGUUUACAAUGUACAUAGCUCUCAUUUCCUUGCAUGCCCUCAUCAUGGUGGGAAUCCACUUUCUGCGUUGCUUUGAAGAAGAUUGGACAAAAUGCAGCUACUUCUCGCCGCCCACCACGGUGAUCCUCCUCAUCCUGCUGUGCUUUGAGGGGCUGCUCUUCCUCAUUUUCACGUCGGUGAUGUUUGGAACCCAGGUGCACUCCAUCUGCACAGAUGAGACGGGCAUUGAGCGUCUCAAACGAAAGCAGCAGCCCAGGGUGCACCCGGGCAGCUGGAAGAUGGUCAAAGAGACCUUUGGUGGGGACUUCUCUCUGAACUGGUUCAACCCCUUCUCCGGUCCGUGUCACCCAAAGGCUCUCAGUGACAGGGACUGGGUGCGGCAGGUGACAACCAUAUCAGACAACACGGAAACGGUGGAGCAGUCGGCGGAGAGGAAGGACGAGGACUCUGUGGAGGUGACCGACGAGUGAUGCUGCGUGGGGAGGGCCAGACGAGACGCGGUCACCCUGCCUUGUGGCUGCAGGGCUCACGGGAGGACGCAGCCUGCACCCCUCCUUCCUCUCCCCGUGCUGGGGCAGGUCUGGGGGCGGGGGACCAGGGGGACAGAGGAGAAGAGGUCCCGACGGGCUUGCCAGCAAAGGAGCUCUGCACCGGCAGCCCGGGGGAGGCAAAGAACUGGCCUUUGGCAUUUCUUGGGACGUCUGUCUUCUCUUGGAAAGGGUGGCCCUGCCUUCUGGCUUGAGAACUCAGGCCCUGGGUUAUGAUGGAAGGACAGAGGGCCCUGGGACCUGGGGCGGACACUGACAUGGGGAUCCCGGCCACUCCCUGGAGAGGGCUCCCCGUCUGGCUGAAUUAGAAGAAAUGUGUGCAAGGUAGCUGGGCCCGACGCGGGUACACAGCCCCAUGCAGGACGUGCCCGGGGCAGAAAGCCUGGCUUUGGGCAGUAACCUCAAACUGCCUUCCUGUCGCAUGGAUACUAGGAUCUGCACGGAGUCCCGUCUUCUGGCUGCCAGCUGGCCAUUCACAGGUGGGGUGGGGAGGAGCCUUUUCAGAGCUCCUGGGCCUCCCUGACCUCCCCCAGGUGAACCUCAUUUUUCCCUCCCUCCUGGAGGGGGUCUAACAACCAACCCCCAGGGCAGAACUGCCAGGAAUCUGGCCUGUGUGUUCUAGGCCCUUCUCCCAAGGUUGUGCCCCUCGUCUCUGAAAGGGGGAGGUGGGCAGGGCUGCGCGUCGAUGAACCAGCAGACAGACACACACUUACUCCACCAGGAGGCCUGGGCCCUGGUCACCCCAUUUGAAGCCCGAAGGGACCCCAUCUCAGUGGUUGCUGGAGAAGUAUCUUCUGCACAGAGGAGUUUGGGUCCCUGUUUGGAACAAGAGUGGGUUCCCCGCCCCCUCCCGGCCUAGGCCUCUGUUCUCUUUGGCACACUGCCUGCGUCAGCUGGCACCUGGAUGGGCGGAGGGCCCGGGCACUGCCCCGCACUGUCUGUGUCAGGGCCCCUCCCAGCUCCAGGCAGGAGCACAGGAGUCCUGAUCCGGACGGGCCUGUCGCCUGGUCCAGCGGGGUAGGUCAGCGUUUGCAGGUGCAGCCAUGACACUUAGGAAGAGGUGGUGGGACCGUGGGAGAGGGGAGGGCCUGGCAGGGCCUGGUUCUUGGACAGCAUCCCUGGUCCUUGCAUGGAGGGUAGACGUCCUGUCAGAGGGCCUGCCUACCCGAUGACUCCCCAGGCUCGGGGUAACGGAGGGGCUGGCUUCGCACAGCUCCUGAGUCCUGAUCCCGCUCGGCUGGCUCACGGGUGACUGCAGGAGGGUGACGGCAGAGCAACCAGAGGCACAGGCUCCCAGCCAGGCUGCAGGCCUACUUCUUGGUCCCUAUCAGCUUUAAUAUUUAUCAGUGACGACUAAGGAGCCCUGGCCAGCUCGGGCCGCUGGCGUGCUGCAGGGCAGGGUGCAGCGGCUCCCCACGUCGGCAGAGCUUCCUCUGACCGUGGAGGCAGCCCAGGGGGCAGCGUGGUGGACUGUGUACCAAAGACUCCACACCAGGCAGGCGCACAGGGCUCGAGUUUAGAAUAAGGGACAAGGGCUUGCUGAGGUCAGAGGUGUGUGCU